Trichomycterus rosablanca is the source of this 2122-nucleotide messenger RNA. It is a transcript of the gene colgalt2b, whose product is annotated as collagen beta(1-O)galactosyltransferase 2b. Gene Ontology annotation, molecular function: procollagen galactosyltransferase activity. Lineage: Eukaryota; Metazoa; Chordata; Actinopteri; Siluriformes; Trichomycteridae. Bases 1 to 1821 code for a protein of 606 amino acids. The transcript is spliced from 12 exons. The record is from RefSeq and is a predicted model, not a curated record.
AUGUUGGCCGUGCCCGGUGCACUGACGCUCGGCGUAAUGUGCGCGCUCCUGUCCGCCUGCGCGUCGGAGGAUCCGGUGAGUCCGGAGAGCCCGAUGUCAAAGCCCACCGUCAUGAUCGCAGUGUUAGCCCGGAACUCUGCACACAGUCUGCCGCACUCUCUGGGCUGCAUCGACCGCCUGGAUUACCCCAAAGAUCGCCUGGCUAUAUGGGCAGCAACAGACCACAACAUGGACAACACCACGGCCAUGCUGAAGGAGUGGAUGAAGUCGGCUCGGAGGAGGUAUCACUACGUGGAGUGGAGACCCAUGGAGGAGCCCAGAUCGUAUGUAGACGAGUGGGGCCCCAAGCACUGGCCCCUGUCCCGGUUUAACCACCUGCUGAAGCUCAGACAGGGAGCUCUGGAUGCUGCACGUCAUCGAUGGGCCGACUACAUUCUGUUUGUGGACACUGAUAAUCUUCUGACCAAUCCGAGGGUGCUGGACCUCCUGAUAGCCGAGAAUCGGACUCUGGUGGCGCCCAUGCUGGAAUCACGUUCUCUCUACUCAAACUUCUGGUGUGGCAUCACUCCUCAGGGUUACUACAAGCGCACGGCGGAUUAUCAGCCGAUCCGGGAGUGGCGGCGCCAGGGCUGCUUUGCUGUUCCCAUGAUCCACUCCACGUACCUGCUGGAUUUGAGACGCAGCGCCUCGCUCGCCCUGGCGUUCUACCCGCCGCACCCGGACUACAGCUGGACCUUCGACGACAUCAUGGUGUUCGCUUUCUCCGCCCGCCAAGCAGGUGUACAGAUGUUUGUGUGUAACAGGGAGCAUUAUGGUUUCCUGCCCAUCCCACUACGAGCCCAGCAGAGUGUGGAGGACGAGGAGGAGAGUUUCACACACACCAUCACCGAGGCUCUGAUGAAACAUCAGCUCGGUCCCUCAGAGUUUGUGUUUGUUCCUCCGAAGCUUGAGGACAAGAUGAACUUCGAUGAGAUCUUUUUAAUCAAUCUGAGGAGGAGGAGGGACCGGAGGGAGCGGAUGUUGAGUUCUCUUGCUGCUCUGGGUGUGGACGUCACCAUCACCAACGCUGUGGAUGGAAAGGCUCUGAACACGUCUCAGCUGCAGGCGCUGGGGAUCGAGAUGAUGCCGGAUUAUAAAGAUCCGUACUCGGGCCGAGUGCUGACGAGAGGAGAGAUCGGCUGCUUCCUCAGUCACCACUCAAUCUGGACCCAGAUGGUGGAGCGGGGUCUGCAGCGGGUCUUGGUUCUGGAAGACGAUGUGAGAUUCGAACCCAGGUUCAAGCAGAGGUUACAGACUAUCAUGGAGGACGUAGAAAAGGUUCAGCUGGACUGGGACCUCAUUUACAUGGGCCGUAAGCGGAUGCAGGUAGCUCAGCCCGAGCUCUCAGUAGAAGGUGUGGAUAACCUGGUGGAGGCGGAUUAUUCCUACUGGACGCUGGCCUACGCCCUCUCUCUCACCGGAGCCAAUAAGUUUCUCACGGCUCAGGCCUUCAGCAGGAUGCUUCCUGUAGACGAGUUCCUGCCCGUCAUGUUCAACAAACAUCCCAACGCUGCCUACAUGUCUCACUUCGAGCCGAGGGACCUGCGAGCGUUCUCCGUGGAACCCCUGCUGGUUUACCCCACGCACUACACGGGCGAGCCGGGGUACUUCAGCGACACCGAGACCUCAACCAUCUGGGACGACGAGGCCGUCAAUACAGACUGGGACCGAUCGCACGCCCAGAAAACCGCCCAGCAGGGUCACAUCCAGCCCAUCGCUCAGAACAGUGUGACGGGGGACACGCCGCCCCCUGCGGCUCGAGCGUCACGAGACGAACUGUGAACAGAACGAAGAAACGAAAAGGAAAAAUGGUUAUGAAGGUCUUCAGGACUUUAGAUUGUCUAGUAAAUGUUCCUCCACAUGCAAAGAUGUUCCUUAACGUCCCCCAAAGAUGUUCCUCCACUUCCAAACAUGUUCCUUCACGUCCCCCAAAGAUGGUUCUCCACCAUGCCCAAAGAUGUUCGUUCACAACCAUAGAUGUUCCUUCAUGCCCAAAGAUGCUCCUCCACUUUCAUAGAUGUUCCUUAAUGCCCAAAGAUGAUCCUUCACACUCGAAGAUGUUCCUCCACGUCUAAAGAUGUUC